Molecule: messenger RNA, 2684 nt
Organism: Lineus longissimus
Lineage: Eukaryota; Metazoa; Nemertea; Pilidiophora; Heteronemertea; Lineidae
Product: proton channel OtopLc-like
Exons: 7
Coding region: 242-2164 (640 amino acids)
Biological process (GO): proton transmembrane transport
Cellular component (GO): membrane
Molecular function (GO): proton channel activity
Source: RefSeq, a predicted model, not a curated record
ACUGCGAAUAUCACACCUUUGUGUUUCUUUCGAUGGUAUUUCACUGCUCAGUGUAUAAGGAUUUCGAUCGAUGUGCUCAACAGAUGUCAGUGCUUGUUUGUGCUUCGUCUGUGUUCAGGGCAGUAACAUCUUUGGAUUUCGAAUUGGGACCUACAUAUACACGGCUCCAUUGCUGAGUCAAUUUGACUAUGGAUUUGAUUUUUCUCGUCGUCGGCUGAUUCAUGCGUGACGUAUUCCCGAUAUGGAGCAGAGAAUGUGUCGUCAAUCUUACCACAGCAAACAUGAAAAGUACGAUGACUUUAAAUGGAGGCAGCAUCACAGGCCAGUUGGAUCGAAAGAAAGGUCUGGUCUUACCAGGACAUUAUGCGGUCUCUAUUGCAUGAUCAUGAGCGUAUUCGGCACUGUGUUCCCUAUCAGUGAUGCAUUGUCCAAGACUGAAGGAGUCCACACAUAUUACACUGAAAUUUUCCACACUUUCCUGUACAGCGUCUCUGUCGGCAUGCUGGCCUAUUUACUAUUCUACCUCCUGCGCCAGAGAAUUGACCCAAACGGCGAUAUGCAAAUGAGCAAUACGUCACCACCUCGUACACCAGAAUUCGUUCCGAGCGAUACAAAACAACGUGAAAGUGUUCCAAAUGUGUCGAAUCUAGAUCAAUCAGUGGACCAACUAACCAAAAUAACGGACUCGCACGACUCCGAAAUUUGGAAACAAGAGUCACAUGAACAAAUUACUGAUGUAGCCACUCUUCCGUCAAAAGGACCGGUUUGCUAUAAUCAUGACGAGUCCUGCAGUGAGCCACUUCCACCAUCUCUGAUUGGUGUGACCUUCGAUUCAGAGGGACUUAAUUUCUAUCUGCGUUUAGGAGCCGUUGGUUUUGGUUUAGGGAGUAUGGUCCACAGCGGAUUCAAGAUAUCUGAACCUUUUGAGAAUCCAGCAGCAAUGCGCUGCCGAAGUAUACCAUUCUUCGUCAAUGCCCUCCUGUACCUGAUACUUGUCUUCAUGCAGACGUUCUUCAUCUUCAAAUACCACAAGGUGAUCAUCAACAAGCAUAAGCCUUUUGUCCGAAUGGGUCUUGUCCAUUUGAUCGCUACUAAUCUGGCUGUGUGGUUAUCAACAACAGUUAAUGAGACAGUUGAAGACAUUGGCAGAGUGUAUGCAGAAGAAAGGGCUGAAUUGAAUAAUCAAACACAACAGGGGGCGGAAGUGCACGUAUCCAACACCACGUCGUUUCUACAGUUCGACACAAUCAUUGGAGCACACAAUCAGGACACUAGCUGCCACGAUAUUCACACCCUUUCUGACAAUUCAUCAGGGUAUUUGUUCCCGUGCCUGAUUGAAUACAGUCUCAUUGCAGCCGCAGUUUCGUACAAAACCUUCCAAAAUGUCGGCCGAAACGUGAUCCUGAAUGCGGAACGAGAAGAGCGAGACGUAGAAAUGCCGGAACAGAUUGAGUGUCACAAAUCCAAUUUAGGCCUAUUUGCCGGGCUGACCAUGAUUUUGCUGACCUUGAUCAGCAUUGCAUUGUUCUUCGUCUUCCAAGAUUACAAGCAUUUAAAACAGGUGUCCGCCGUCAUAUUCCUCGUCUCAGAAAUCUUCUUGUUUUUACUUGGGAUCUUCGUGUCAAUCAGCGGCCUCAUCAGGACGAAAAGACUUCACUAUGUCGGUCAAACUGAAGGAAGUUUUGAUGACAAGCUUCUCCUGGUGGCUCUAUUUGGAAACUACGCACUAAACACGUGCAUCGGGCUGUCGUCUGCAAGUCAUCUCAUGUCCGGUAAACAUCUCGGACCGGAAGAACAUAGUCACAUGAUUUCUGCGUUGUUCCUCGUAAUGGCGUCGCUGAAUUUCAUCGAAUCGACGACGCAGUCGAUGUUUAUACUUGAUGGACUGCGGCGGUGCGCAAAACGUGAAGAAGACAUUGAAAGGAAGCCUGGGCGAUCGAUAAUUACAUUUCUUCUCGUUUGCAACCUUGCGAUGUGGAUGAUCAACACCUUUGAGAUGAAGAAAUCGAAAGGUGCUGCCGUCCACGUCAAUUUCUAUAACUACUUACCUUGGAGUAUCAUUAUGCACUUGUGUCUUCCUCUAGUUAUUUUGUUUCGGUUUCAUUCGAGUGUGUGUCUGUCCGAUAUUUGGCAGAAAGCCUACGUCAUGGUAAAACAACAUUGAAGAAACUCCAUGGCAAACAGUACAAUGAAAGCUCCCUUGUAGUGGACACCUCUGUUAUGCAGGACAACCUCUCUAUCAAAAGACACGGAUAUUUGUCCAGAAUAGGGCAUUGUCAUUCAGGCAGACCUCUCGUCACCGCCAAUUGCGCCAAACGUAAACUUUACGUCCGCUCAACGUAAACUGUGUUACACUCCAUGAUUAAAGACAGUACAAGAUGGUUCCAAGAGCCCUUUAAAUGGAUACGUGAACUAUAUCGCAGUACAAUUAUGGAAACGCUUAAAAUUGAACGGCUCGGUUAACACAAGGCAGGAAUAGGCUUACUUUGAUAAAUGUUAGCAGUUUCGAGUUCCUCUCAGGGAGUUGAUCAUGAGAGCUUGCGUCAGGUUAUUACAUGUAUUGCAUAAUGUAAUGGACUCCAGUCAAUGAACUACGCAAGAGGCAAUCUCUAUUUUUUCUGUUAUUUAUCCUACCAUUCACGUACAUACCUCACUCUAAAUAAUUAAAUGAAUAACAAAUCAAA